AUGAUGGUUUAUAUUGCAAAAUAUAACUUGAAAUCUUUUCGUCUAUCAUCAUUGGCUAACACACGUGUUUGGCUUUCAACGUUGAUGAAUGGAUCUCGAUUGAAAUCUGAAUUCCAGUCAGUUCCAACUCAAGGCGUUAUUCAACAGCCAAUAAAUACUUCUAUUUUUCAACCAUACGAUGUUAUUGUUGUGGGAGGUGGUCAUGCUGGUUGUGAAGCGGCACAUGCAUCUGCACGAAUGGGUGUUCGAACACUUCUGAUCACUCAUAAAAUAGAAACUAUUGGUGAAAUGUCUUGUAAUCCAUCGUUUGGUGGCAUUGGUAAAGGACAUUUAAUGCGUGAAAUUGAUGCUCUCGACGGUCUCUGUGGUCGUCUUUGUGAUCGAACGGGCGUGCAUUAUAAAGUUCUCAAUCGAAGCAAAGGUCGAGCCGUAUGGGGAUAUCGAGCACAAAUCGAUCGUAAACUAUAUAAACAAGCAAUGCAAACUGAAAUACUGAAUACACCUAAUUUACACGUCAUGGCUGCUGCUGUUCGUGAUAUUGUUAUGGAUGAGAGUCAAUCACGCAUUACUGGUAUUACACUUGACAAUCAUAGUUUAAUUCCUAGUCAUGCAGUGAUAAUUACAACUGGAACAUUUUUACGUGGAUGUAUCAAUUUGGGUAUGGAGGAACAGAAACCAGCUGGACGAUUAAACGAUCAACCGGCGAUUGAUUUGGCUAAGUCGAUCGAGAGAAUCGGAUUCAAAAUGGGACGUUUGAAAACCGGUACACCGGCACGAUUGGAAACGAAAACGAUUGACUUCAGAAAAACAACUGCACAUCGAGGUGACAAUCCUCCAUUACCGUUCUCUUUUUUAAACAAACGUGUUUGGAUCACACCUGAACAACAAUUAGAUUGUCAUCUAACUAUGACUACACCCGAACUAGCUGAUAUCGUCCGCCGAAACGCUCACUUAAGUCGACAUGUUACACAGGAUGUGACUGGACCACGUUACUGUCCAUCGAUCGAAUCGAAAAUUCUCCGUUUCAAAAAUCAAACACAUCCCGUUUGGCUAGAGCCUGAAGGAUUUGAUUCGGAUUUGACAUAUCCGCAAGGUUUAAGUUGCACAAUGCCUGUUGAUGUUCAAUUACGCAUGCUUCGAACGAUUCCAUCUCUCGAAAAUGUGAAUAUGGUUCGACCCGGUUAUGGCGUUGAAUACGACUUCAUAGAUCCGAGAGAAAUUAAACCAAGCUUAGAAACAAAACGUGUCACAAAUUUAUUCUUUGCAGGACAAAUUAACGGAACAACUGGGUACGAAGAAGCUGCAGGUCAAGGAAUUAUUGCUGGCAUUAAUAGUGCGUGUAAAAUAUUAAAUAAGCCAAUGUUUACAAUCAGUCGAGGUGAAGGAUAUAUUGGUGUAAUGAUUGAUGAUCUCACAUUACUGGGUGCAACCGAACCAUACCGAAUGUUUACAGCGCGAAGUGAAUAUCGCAUAUCGCUUCGAGCAGAUAAUGCUGAUCUUCGUUUGACUCAAGCCGGUUAUGACAUUGGAUGUGUUAGUGAACAACGUUACAAUCAAUUCAAAUCAUUCAAAGCAAACUAUGAUCGAGCUAAAGAAUGUUUACAAAAUCUAAUUAAACCAGUGCACGUUUGGCGUCGUUUAUUGAUGUCACAACCAGAGCUGACUCCAUGCCGAGAUGAAACAUUAAAAUCAAUGUAUUCAUUGGUUCAUCAAGCACCUUAUAUGAUGGACAACGAGAAAUGGCUUGCUUUCGUGCCUAAUGAUCAAGGAAUUCGUUCGAUGCUUUUAGCUGAUCGUGAAUUAGUCGAACGUAUUUGUCUCGAUGCUGUUUAUGAACACUUAACAAAACGACAAAAAGAUGAAAUCGAUGAAGUCAAACGAGAUGAAGCAUUUAUUAUUCCUGAUUCAUUUGAUUAUCAAAUCUUAGCCAUAUCGAAUGAGGCAAAACAGAGGUUAGAAGAAGUCCGACCGACGACACUCGGCUCGGCUAGUCGGAUACCUGGAAUUACACCAGCUACAAUAUUUUGUCUGUUAAAAGCUUUGAAAAAACAACCACAAACAUCGACGUUGAAUGCUUAA
Adineta ricciae is the source of this 2079-nucleotide messenger RNA. Lineage: Eukaryota; Metazoa; Rotifera; Eurotatoria; Adinetida; Adinetidae. The record is from the annotation of a GenBank genome assembly.